This is a messenger RNA of Drosophila takahashii, 4875 nucleotides long. RefSeq lists its product as uncharacterized. NCBI's taxonomy places the organism in Eukaryota, Metazoa, Arthropoda, Insecta, Diptera, Drosophilidae. The record is from RefSeq and is a predicted model, not a curated record. Gene Ontology annotation, molecular function: nucleic acid binding. Gene Ontology annotation, biological process: DNA integration.
AUGGCAACGGCUAUAUUGGAGACUCUCAAACGGCAACGCUCGAAUAUUAAGCGCAACAUUACGCGCAUAAGAGGAAUGGUCGAUGCCAAGGAAGAAGAAGAGCAGAAAUCGCCGGCUGAACUUAAGUGCCGUUUGGGAAUCUUAGAGUCAUAUUUUAAGCAAGCCCUUUCGGUACAAUCAGAAAUUGAGACCAUGGAAUCCACAGAUAGUGGACGUGCAGACCUGGAGGACAGUUACAUAACUACAAAGUUGGCAAUUCAGCAACUUCUUGGAGAGGAUCUGCACAACACAGUUUUCGACCACAUCUCUGCACCAAGCUACAGUGCGCCGUCUCGACUGCCAAGAUUGGCACUACCUAGCUUCGAUGGAAAUCAUAAGGAUUACAAAAACUUCAUCUCGUCGUUUCUGCAACUGGGACCUGCACUGGAAGCUGUCGCAGCCUUCCCGGUCACUGGAGAAAAUUAUGCGAAGGCGCUGGAACGGCUGAAGGACCGGUAUGACAAGCCUGCCCUAAUCUUUGUCGAAACGAUAGCCUCGAUUUUUAAACUGCCGCCGGCUGCUGCGGCAAGUGCUCAACAGCUCCGCAACCUAAUCGACAACGCAUCCGCGUUAUACAGUGCCCUUUCAUCACUAGGCUCGGACGCUCAAAUUUCUGAGGCGAUGCUCAUUUACGUGGUCAUGGAGAAGUGCGAUCAGCAGACCAAAACAAAAUGGAACGAAUCACUGGAUUAUCUCACUCUGCCAUCCUGGAGCCAAUGCACGCAGAUACUUGAGCGCCACUGCCAGUUUCUUCUGUCUGACGAGCAAUCCCAUGGAUCGGAGCGGCCAAGACCGACUCGUCCCCCCGCAAGAUCUCACAAUUCGUCGUUUUCGCUGACCAACGCACCAUGUGUAUACUGGCUCGCACCCUCACACAAAUUGCUCGGAUGUGACAAGUUUAAGGACCUUAAUCCAACCGCGCGAUUUGAUGUCGUUAAAACACACCGUCUGUGUUUAAACUGUCUGUGUAGAGGUCACCAACUGUCGAGCUGCCCAUCGAGAAAUCGCUGUCGCACCUGCAACAAGGCACAUCAUACCCUGUUGCACAACAACCAUUCGCUAGAUUCGUCUCGCUCGCACCAACCGUAUCCGACUGCACCGCCAUUGGAAGCUGCAACACACUCGCACUCGCAUUCUGGCCAGAAGUCUCAGGUGAUGCUUGCCACUGCUAUGGUUCUCGUCAAGGAUGCGCUUGGAACCUACUGGCCUGGAAGAGCUCUUCUCGCCUCCUGCUCUCAAGUGAACUUCGUGACGGAAGACUUCGCACAACGGCUUCGCUUACGGAGGGAAAGACAUGCAGUCCAAAUUCGAAGCAUCGGCCAUUCGCAAACAGAUAUUAAAUAUUGCACAACUGCAUCUGUCAAAUCUCGCAUUUCAUCUUUCGUACUCUCCGCAGAUCUCUGUAUUAUUCCACAAAUCUCAUACCAGCCCGAUCCGGCCAUCGACGUUUCGACUUGGAAGCUGCCAGAAAAUACGCCGCUCGCUGAUGAAAGAUUCUACCAAUCACGCCACGUCAAUCUGCUACUGGGAACCGAAGCCUUCUUCGACGCCUUAACUGUAGGGCAAAUAAGGCUGGUACCUCAAGGCCCGCUGCUGCAGAAAACUCAGUUUGGCUGGGUCGUAACCGGCCGUCUGCAGCAAACCGCGCCAAUAGAAGUUUCCACUUGCAUGGCUUUAAACGCAAGUUCCAUUGAUGUCAACCUCAAACGUCUGUGGGAACUGGAAGCAGUCGACUCGCCACCUCUGCAGAAGCCGGAGCAUGCUAUUUGCGAGGAACAGUACGAGAAGACCACUUGUCUCGACAGCACUGGUAGGAUUGUCGUCAAACUGCCAUUCAAGGCUGACCCAACUCGGUUGGGAGACUCAUUUGAUAUCGCUCGCCGUCGGUUCCUAAGCAUGGAACGUCGCCUAUCGAAAUCUCCAGCACUUCGUCAACAAUACUGCGACUUCAUGGAGGAGUAUGAGAAAUUGGGGCACAUGUCCCCAGUUAUUCAUCCUAAACUGCAUGAGCCGCACUACUACAUCCCGAAUCACUGCGUCCUCAAACCCAGCAGUGAGUCUACUAAGCUUAGGGUGGUGUUUGACGCCUCUUGCCGGACGUCAAAUCAAUUAUCACUCAACGACUUGCUGUGCGUUGGCCCAACACUCCAGGAGGACUUGUACCUGCAGCUUCUAAAGUUCAGGCUUCAUCGUUACGCCAUCACAGCAGAUGUGACCAAGAUGUAUAGGCAAGUAAAUCUCGACAUUAUUGAUCGCAAAUACCAGUACAUUCUUUGGAGAGCAUUUUCAGAAGACACGCUGCGCACGUAUCAAUUGAAUACGGUAACCUACGGCACUGCAGACGCCCCAUUUUUGGCAACACGUAGCCUCAACCACCUCGCUGAUGUUCAUCAAGCUGACUGUCCAAUCGGCGUCGCUAUCAUAAAGUCGUCUUUCUAUGUUGAUGACCUACUCACGGGUGCAGACGACUUAGAGACGCUUCGCAUUAUCAAGGAUCAAGUCACAGAAAUUCUUCGUCGAGGGCAUUUCCCACUCACCAAAUGGCAUUCCAACUACGUUGGAUUCAUGGAAGAUCAUGCAUCCAAGAAGCUCAGUUCCUGUGGCGAGGGACUAGCCAGCGCUCUUGGAGUGAACUGGAACCAGCACAAGGAUACACUGUUCUUCAAGUUCAUACCAAGGAACCACGCAACGCGUAUCACCAAAAGAAGUAUUUUGUCCACCGCAUCCGCCUUGUUCGACCCGCUUGGUUUGCUCUCACCGCUUGUUGUUGUCGCAAAAAUACUUCUGCAAGAACUUUGGCUCGCUGGCCUGCAAUGGGACGAGAGCGUUCCAGAAAACAUACACACGGCCUGGAGCAAAUGCCUAGAAUCAUUCCAAACAGUCUCAAUUUUAUCGAUUCCCCGCUAUUGCCUCCAACACAAGAUGCGAUCACUUCAACUUCAUGGAUUUUGUGACGCAUCAAUCAGGGCCUACGGCUGCUGCGUGUAUCUACGCUCGGAAACGUCGACGGGAGACGUCGCAGUGCAGCUAUUGACUGGCAAAUCGAGAGUGGCUCCUGUGAAGAAAAAAUCCCUUCCAAAACUGGAAUUGUGUGGAGCGCAUUUGCUGGGCCAACUGCAUGCGAAAUUGAAGCCUCUAUUAGCGGACAGAAAAGUCUCGGUCUAUUUCUGGACGGACUCGCAGAUUGUGUUUCACUGGCUAAAACAGCACUCAGUCACACUGUCAGCAUUCGUUGGAAACCGAAUCUCCGAAAUUCAAGAAUGGACCGCAGAUGGCCAGUGGAAAUUUGUACCAGGUCCACAGUUCUUGACCCAACCAUCGUCCCAGCGGCCAACCACUCCGCAAAUCAUCGAUAUCGAUCCAACUAUUGUCAAAGCAGAGCAACGAAGGAGCACAUUCACCACGGCUGUGAUCAGCAAUCAUGUUCUCCAGCAGCUGACUCACAUCAGCUCAUACAAUCGCUGCAUUCGAACCAUCGCAUACGUCUUUCGCUUCGCCAACUUAUCAAGAGGAGUCAAAAUUGUCAAUCCAUCGCUUACAUCGGAAGAACUUCGCCGCGCAUUGUUCAGCAUCGUCUACAAUAUUCAGCAACACUCAUCAGGACAUGCUCUUAUCAGGGUUGGAGGACGAUUACAGAACGCCGACAUCCCUGAAUCUGAAAGGCAUCCGCUGCUACUGCCUAGCAAAUCGCACUUUGCGUGGAUUUAUGUACGACACUUGCAUCUGAGGAAUUGUCACGCAGGCCCGAAAGCUCUAGUCGCGCUAAUCCGUCUGGAAUACUGGAUCAUCAACGCCAGGGACCUGGCUCGUCGAGUGGUGCGUUCCUGUAUCGCCUGCGUUCGGUUCAGACCCAAACUGGAGAACCAACUCAUGGGAUCGCUACCACUAGAACGAGUGCUACCGCAACAGCCGUUCCAAAGGUGUGGCGUCGACUUCUGCGGACCGUUUAACAUAUAUCUUCGCAUUAGAGGAAAGGUUCCAACAAAGUCCUACCUCGCUGUCUUCAUUUGUUUGGCAUCCAAGGCCGUCCAUAUAGAAGUCGUCUCGGAUUUGUCAACCAAGGCAUUUCUUGCAGCACUUAAACGGAUGAUCGCCAGACGGUCAAUUCCAACCGACAUCUUCUGCGACAACGGAACCAAUUUCGUCGGAGCUGCCAACCAUCUUCAAGAACUACGAGCGUUCCUUCAAGACAAAGCCACGCAAGAAGUCAUUUCGUCUUAUUUGUCAACUGAUUUCAUAACUUUCCAUUUCAUCCCUCCUAGAGCUGCUCACUUUGGAGGCCUUUGGGAGGCGGCGGUAAAGAGCGCCAAGAGUCUACUCUACAGAACACUGAUGAAUUCAAGAUUCACCUUCGAGGAGCUCUGCACCAUAACCACUGAAGUCGAAGCGAUUCUCAACUCGCGCCCAUUGUCUCCGCUGUCUCCAGAUCCCAACGACUUUGGGGCACUUACUCCGGGCCACUUCCUGGUGGGGAAAUCUCUUCGUGCCCCUCCAGAACGGACUGUGUCAUCAACACAUGCGUCCAGCCUGGAACGAUUCGACGCCGUGACCGCGAGCAAACAACAGUUUUGGCGAAGGUGGUCGCUUGAGUACCUACAUGAACUACGCUCGCGCACCAAAUGGACAACACCAUCGGCCAACAUCAGGGCUAACACCAUGGUCAUCAUCCACGACGACAAUCUGCCUCCUCAGCGAUGGAAGAUCGGGCGCGUGGAGACCGUUGUUCCCGGAAAGGAUGGGCUAGUUCGAGUGGCCCACAUUCGAACCAGCACUGGGGUGUGCUGCCGACCAGUGCAUAAGCUGGCAGUAUUACCCACGGAUUCUCAAUCUUGUUGA